CUUAAUGAAAAAUGGUUUGUCAACCUGUCAUCCACAGUCAUACCUGAGAAUAUUCAAGGCUUGUUACAGCUAGGAGAAAAUUUUAGCCUUCCCGGGGUGAAUAAAGAAAAAGUCACUAUAGAAUUCAUUAAAAAUAUUGAAAAUAAUGUAAAAAAAUUUCCCGUUAGAACACACGCCACACUCAGAAACCGGUUUUCAAAUGUAGUAAACAGCCUCCAGAAUUACACUAUACAAAAAAGCGCACAUAACAAUAUGAUGAAAAAUCUGUCCAUUGUCACUAAGAAUUUUUUAGAAGACAAUCCCAACUUGUUGCUAACAAGGGCGGAUAAAGGAAACGUAACGGUAGCACUCGAUAGGGAUAAAUACAUAACCAAGAUGGAGGAAUUACUGGGUGAUAAAGAAACAUACAAGGUAGUUACUAAAGAUCCCACUAGAAAAUUAACAACGCGAGCUCGGGAACUUUUAACGAGAUGGAAGAAAUCAGAUUUCAUAUCAGAGUCUCUUUAUAGAUUUCUGUACUGUAGUGAUGGGACAUUACCGAGAGCAUACGGACUACCCAAGAUACAUAAAAAGAAUUGUCCUUUCAGAAUAAUUGUUUCGUCAAUAGAUAGUCCUUUAUACAAUUUAGCUUCAUUUCUCCACAAGAUUAUGUAUAGUAGCUUCCCAAAAGGAAAGAGUCACAUUGCGAACAGUGUAGAAUUAGUUAAAAAACUUUCCAACGUUCAUAUCAUGGAGGAUCACACACUUGUAUCACUUGAUGUGGUUUCCCUUUUUACUAAUGUUCCUAUCGAAAGGGUUAUCGACAGUAUUUCAUCGAGAUGGAAAUACAUUGCCGACAAUUGCAAGAUCCCGGAAUCGGAGUUUCUUCUGGCUGUCAGAAUGGUAUUAGAAUCAACCUUUUUUAUGUUUAAUGGCGUAAUAUACCAACAGACUUUCGGAUCACCCAUGGGCUCCCCGUUGUCUCCCAUAGGGGCGGACAUAGUGAUGCAGGAUCUUGAGGAAAGGGCACUUGAGUUGUUGAGUUUCACUCCACCUUUCUAUGAGAGAUAUGUGGAUGAUAUUGCAAUGGCAAUACCUUCUACUGAAUGCACUCACACUUUAGAGGUAUUCAAUUCUUUUCACCCGAGAUUGCAAUUUACCAUGGAGGUGGGUGUGGAUGGCAGGUUGAAUUUUUUAGAGAUAACGAUGAUCCGGACUGAAAAUCGUUUGCAAUUCGAUUGGUUCCACAAAUCUACCUUCUCCGGGAGAUAUCUAAAUUUUUUGUCCCAGCAUCCCCAUUGCCAGAAGAAAGGAACAGUCAUUUGUUUAAUAGAUCGAGUAUUCAAGCUGUCGCAUCCUAAAUUUCACGAAAAAAACCUUAAAUUAGUGAUUCAUAUUUUGUUACAAAAUUGCUACCCGUUAGAAUUUAUUUUUAAGGUAAUGCAGGAACGAUUAAAAUUUCUUUUUUCCAAUAGCUGCAAUAAUGACGACGAGAACUCGAUAGAUAGGGUUCCUUAUUUCACGAUACCCUAUGUCCCUCAGUUGACUGAAAAAUAUAAGAAUUUAACUAAAGAUCUAAAUGUAAAACUCUCGUACUUCAGUUUAAAUAAACUGAAUAGAUAUAUCAGGGUACACAAAGAUACUCUCCCGAGUACAUCACAUAGGAAAGUUGUGUAUAAGAUUGACUGUGGGGAUUGUGAGGCAUCUUAUGUUGGUCAGACGGGGAGACAAUUACUAACGAGGAUCAAGGAACAUGAUUCGCAUAUUAGAAGGAAUUGUACGGGACAUUCAGUCAUAACGGAUCACAGAUUAGAACAUAAACAUGAGUUUAAGUGGAAUGAUGUUAAAAUAUUAGACCAAGAACCGUCGCUAAGCAAACGCUUGAUUUCCGAAAUGAUUUAUAUCAAAAGACAAAAAGAUGGCCUUAAUUUGCAGACGGAUACGGAAAAUUUACCGGAAACAUAUGUUAAUGUUAUCGAAGGACUUGCGAAGAUUUGACAUUACACUGUUGGUAUUUGUAAAGUGACGUAAAUGUUAUUGUAGGGACUUGCGAGAAUUUGACAUUAUAUUAUUGGUAUUUGUAACUUGACCUCUCACCGUAUGUAUAGUUGAUAACAUUGUCGAAUCGUGCGUGUCACUGUCAGUUGAAACGGCUUGUAAGACACAUCCACUUCACCGCUCAUCAUAAAACAAUAAGUUUUAUAACCGACUGACGAGCAUUGCGACUUGACUUUAUUGUUGACUUUAAAUCUGUAUCGCUACACAAUGACAAACGACAUUCUGCAGUUCAAAUUUUCUGGCACUUCAACCAGGAAAUUACACGACGAUGCUUUGGAACGUGUCGGAGUGCACAUCCGCCCUAAUUAUCGUUUGACUUGAUGUUUGCGGCGUUAAGGUUGUUUCUUACCAUACUUAUGUAAAAUUUUGUUAAUCAUUGCGCUGAGGAGGACCCCAAAAAAGGGUCGAAACGUUCGUCGUUAUUGUAUUCGAAAUUGAAUUAAAUUUAGCGGUCAAACAUCACGCUGGGCUCUUAUUGCCUUUGUCGAG
Temnothorax curvispinosus is the source of this 2526-nucleotide messenger RNA. RefSeq lists its product as uncharacterized. The record is from RefSeq and is a predicted model, not a curated record. Lineage: Eukaryota; Metazoa; Arthropoda; Insecta; Hymenoptera; Formicidae. The coding region runs from base 253 to 1977 and encodes 574 amino acids. The transcript has 2 exons.